AUGCAAACUGCACUAAGACUUUGCCGGAAUAAAGACCAGCUAUUUUGUUUGGCUCAUAUAUAUCACGACAUCCGGCCCUAUCAAAAUUCUCACGCAUGCCCAGUUUGCAGAGAACACCCGACUCCGGAAACUCUACGACGUCCUACAGGAUUUUUGAAGAAUUAUUUAGAAGAUCCGAAAAUCAAGUGUGACCAUCGUAAUCGUGGUUGUCUUGACGUCAUCCGGCUUGAAGAUCUUCAAAGGCAUGUUGAUGAAUGUGGAUUCGUGCUCGUCAUGUGUGGAAAUGAAGGAUGUGGGACGGUUGUCAAUAAAUGA
This is a messenger RNA of Paramuricea clavata, 315 nucleotides long. The record is from the annotation of a GenBank genome assembly. NCBI's taxonomy places the organism in Eukaryota, Metazoa, Cnidaria, Anthozoa, Malacalcyonacea, Plexauridae.